GGUAGGUUGUAGCUGUCUUUUUGUGGAGUGGAAUAUUUGUUUCUCAUAGUCAUAGUCUGACCAUGAUGCUGAAACAUUGCUUUAUAAGCUUUCUUAUCAACUUCUUCUGGAUUUAUGGAGGAGGAAGCCUACCAGUACAGGAAUCUCUGGGGCCCCUGAGCAUUGAAUUUCAGUCAUUUAAUCUCCAGAGUAUUUUACACUGGCAUCCUGGAAGUGCUUCCACUCCCAACAACACAGUCUAUUUUGUGCAGUACAAAAUUUAUGGACAGAAAAAAUGGACAAACAAAGAGGAAUGCUGGGGCAUUUAUGAACUCUCCUGUGACCUGACAAAUGAAACCUCAGAUGUACAAGAACCUUAUUAUGGAAGGGUGAAAGCUGCCUCUGCUGGCAUCCAUGGUGACUGGAGCAUCACAAAGAGGUUUAUCCCCUGGUGGGAAACAAAAAUAGGACCUGUAUCUAUCAGUGUGAUACAAAACAACAAAUCAAUACAGUUGACACUUCAUGCUCCAGAUUCACCCUAUAAAGGAAAAAAAGGAAGAAACAUAUCAAUACAGGAUUAUUAUGAACUAGUAUACAGAGUAUUUAUAACUAAUAAUUCCCUAGACAUGAUACAGAAGACAGCUCUCUCAGGAAUGCCAAGAGUACAUAAACUGAUGGAAUAUGGUAUUCCAGAACAUUGCUCUGACUUGAAGAUGGUAGUUACACAAAAUCCUGGUAGAAAUGAUCAUACAAAAUUCAAAAUUGCUAUUUGUCUGUCUUUAUAAAUGCUUAUUCUAAUUGCUAAAAAUAUAAGAGUGAAUAUGUGAAAGAAAA
Molecule: messenger RNA, 813 nt
Organism: Phascolarctos cinereus (koala)
Lineage: Eukaryota; Metazoa; Chordata; Mammalia; Diprotodontia; Phascolarctidae
Gene: IL22RA2
Product: interleukin 22 receptor subunit alpha 2
Biological process (GO): cytokine-mediated signaling pathway
Cellular component (GO): plasma membrane
Molecular function (GO): protein binding; cytokine receptor activity
Source: RefSeq, a predicted model, not a curated record